CUCCUCCGCCGAGCGCCCGGCCCCCGCCCCGGCAGGAGACCGGCGAGCCCCGCCCCGGCAGGGAGGCGGGCCCGGCCCGGCCCGGCGGAGCGGUGCUGCAGUCGCACGGGAUGGUGGAAGUUCCGCGGCCGGGGCAGGCCAGGGCUGCGGGCGGCUGCCCUCGGCGCAGGUGAGGCGCGUGCGGCAUGCAGCCGGCCCCGGGGGCGUAGCGAGCGCCCCGGCCCGGCCCGCGCGCGCUCCCCGCAGCCCGAGCCGCGGGACCUUCUGCGCAGGUGAUGGCCUGCGCCCUGCUGCUGCUGCUGCUGGCCUGCGGCUUGCUGGGUCCGUGCCAGCAGGAGCCCCAGACCCCGGACUGGAGGAUGACCCUCAAGACCAUCCGGAACGGGGUGCACAAGAUAGACAUGUACCUGAACGCGGCUCUGGAUCUCCUGGGAGGAGAGGACGGCCUGUGUCUGUAUAAAUGCAGCGACGGGUCGAAGCCUCUUCCACGUUAUGGGUAUAAGCUUUCACCACCGAAUGGAUGCGGAUCGCCGCUAUUUGGAGUUCAUUUUGACAUUGGUAUCCCUUCGAUGACAAAGUGCUGUAAUCAACAUGACAGAUGCUAUGAUACCUGUGGCAAUAGAAAAAAUGAUUGUGACGAACAGUUUCAGUAUUGUCUCUCCAAGAUCUGCAGAGAAGUACAGAAAACACUAGGAAUAUCAGAGAGUGUACAGGCCUGUGAAUCAACUGUUCAGUUGUUAUUUGAUGCAGUUAUACAUUUAGGAUGUAAACCAUACCUGGAUAGCCAGAGAGCUGCAUGUAUGUGCCAAUAUGAGGACAAGACAGACCUAUAAAAGAAGACACUGAUGAAAGCUCAUGAGCUAGAACUAAGAAAAAGACAAUAUGUACGGAGAGCCAGUGUUCUGUUACAAAGCUGGUUUAUUUCAUUUUCACAAAGCAUAAUACAAAAAAUGGCUCAAACAUACACUAAAAUAGUUUCCUAUUUUAAAAAACAGCUUAACCCUCCUACCCUCGACAUACACUUGGAGCUUGGAACCUGAAAGUAGUUUCCUUCAACAUGUGCCCAGAGGUAGAGUUGCUCAUAGAAUGCUACUGCAAAAACUAUUGGUGUCUUUUUUGCUUUAAAAAAAUUAAAAAUUGGUGGUGGGGAAUGAAAGGCACAUGGGAACCAGAUAGACUUUUCAAACUUUUUUUUUUUUAAGUAGGUCAAGUUUGGAGUUUACCAACCUUUAGUGUUUCUAGUAUAUCUCAACAGGAAAGGAAGACUUUCUGCAUUUGAAAUAUUUUGUGCAUUCAGUAUGUAAUCUUAAAUGUCUUGCACUUCUGUGCUUUUGGUAAAAUGACUUCUGUUUCUCUGCUUCUAUGUUGCUAUGUUCUCAUAUACAGUAUGUUGAAGGCUAGACCAAACCUAGAACUAAAAACUGCAUCUUCCGAUCUGUUUUAUAUAUCAAACUCCCUUUUGAAGCACUAGUCAGAUCAGAAACACUGGUACUUUUAAGGCUUGAAUUGCAAAAUUGAACAGUUUAGAACCUAGCAAAAUAUGAAGGUGAUACUUCUGAUGUGACAACUUAGGGAAGCAUUUCUGUUGUUCUUACAAAUUAUUUCUUAAAGAAAUAUUUUUAAUAGAUGUUUAUAUUUUUCAAAUCAAAUUUAUUUUUAUUAAAUGUACCACCCAAGAGAGGCAUUCUAUUUAACAAAGGUGUCUUUAUAUGUAUAGCAAGGAUGGAUCUUAAUUGUCCAAAGAGAAUGAUUGAUUUAUAUUUAACUCUUGUAAUGUAGACUGUUACUGUAUUCACUUACCUUUUGGCUUAUCUUCCUUUUACUCUGUUCUUUGGGGUUUUGUAAAAAUUAUAAAUAAGAAAAAUGAUUUUUUAAAGUGUCUUGGUAUUUCUACUACUUGUGCAGGAGUCAGAGUAUCCAAGACAUCUUUUGUAUGAAUAUAUUGUUAUGUGCAGCUAACAAAUAUACAAUUCCUAAUUUUCCCUCA
This is a messenger RNA of Mauremys mutica (yellowpond turtle), 1987 nucleotides long. It is a transcript of the gene PLA2G12A, whose product is annotated as phospholipase A2 group XIIA. The transcript has 4 exons. The coding region runs from base 276 to 833 and encodes 185 amino acids. Lineage: Eukaryota; Metazoa; Chordata; Testudines; Geoemydidae. Gene Ontology annotation, molecular function: A2-type glycerophospholipase activity; calcium ion binding. Gene Ontology annotation, biological process: lipid catabolic process; phospholipid metabolic process; arachidonate secretion. Gene Ontology annotation, cellular component: extracellular region. The record is from RefSeq and is a predicted model, not a curated record.